Molecule: messenger RNA, 864 nt
Organism: Anopheles maculipalpis
Lineage: Eukaryota; Metazoa; Arthropoda; Insecta; Diptera; Culicidae
Gene: Phyhd1
Product: phytanoyl-CoA dioxygenase domain-containing protein 1
Exons: 3
Coding region: 1-864 (287 amino acids)
Source: RefSeq, a predicted model, not a curated record
AUGAGGCACCUUCUGAUCGAUCAGAUCCGCGAGGAUGGGUUCGCCGUAAUAGAUGAUUUUCUGACAGCGGACGAAGUGCAGGAACUGCUGAAGAUUGGUCAAAAUCUACACCAAGAAGCACCGAAAGAGGAGCGGAAAGUGUUCAGCGCGAACGCGGACGGUAAAUCGGCCCAAAGCCGCGAACAGUACUUUCUCGACAGUGCGGACAAGGUGCGAUACUUCUUCGAGGAAGGUGCCGUCGGUGAGAAUGGUGAGCUGCUGGUUGAUCCAUCGAUUGCACUGAACAAGGUGGGACAUGCACUGCACACGGAAAAUGCGGCCUUCGAGGAGAUCACGUUUUCGAACCGCGUAAAGGAGGUUUGCUGGCAGCUAGGUUUCCGUCGGCCGGCCGUUGCACAGAGUAUGUACAUCUUCAAGAAUCCGGGCAUUGGUGGGGAGGUAAAGUCACACCAGGACGCCACUUACCUGUACACGGAACCGAGCACAACGAUCGGCUUCUGGAUACCGCUCGAGGAUGCCACACUGCAAAACGGAUGUCUACACUUUAUCAAGGGUUCACACAAAAGCGGCGUCCACCGACGAUGGAUCCGCAAUCCGGAAAAGAAUUCAAACGAACUGCUGAUCUACGAUCGACCGGCACCACUCUACCCACAGUCCAACUUUGUCGCCGUCCCGGUAAAGGCCGGCUCAUGCGUUCUCAUCCACAGUCAGGUCGUGCAUCGGAGCGAUGCGAACAAAUCGGACCGCAGCCGACACGCGUACACCUUCCACGUGAUCGAAACUGAAGACUGUGAAUAUUCCAAAGAAAACUGGCUGCAACCACCAGAAGAUCGUCCCUUUCCGGUGCUGUACGAACGGAAGUAA